CGUUAAGCGCGGGCACCGUGAUCACGUUGUCUAGGCAUUGUUUUCGGUUUCCUGGCAUUUUCGCGUGUUUUCAUUGUCAACGCGCGUCACUUGCAGCAUAAAAUGCCCGUCAACGGCCAUGUUUGUCGAGGUCUUCUGUUAUUUUGGAGUCGGUUCUACUCUGAGACACUUAUCCAUCUGUUUCACAAUCGAUUUCGAACACUCAAGUGUUAUAAUACAUAGGUUUUUGUGAUUCUAUUUACGUUAAGAGUGUGUAAAUGAAAUUAAAAUCAACAAUGAAGUGUAACCAUAAAAUUCCUCAGGCAUCAACCAGACUCUUGGCAUAUACCUUUUCAUUGUACAUUUUCAUGAUUAUUCGAGAUUAUUAUAGUACAAAAAUAAGAUGGAACAACUGGGAGAAGGACAAGCGGUCAUGGUUGGUGGAGCUGGAGGAACUGUACAAGUUGUUCAAAUGGGACAAGGUGGUCAAGCUAUGAUGCUUCCACAAACAAUUCAAGUAGCAGCACCUAAUGGUCAAAUUCAAGUCGUUCCUGUAUCUUCUCUUGCUGGAGGAGGUCAACAGUUAGUUAUUCAACAACCCCAGACACCACAAAUUAUUCAAACUCCUGAUGGACAAACAUAUAUAUAUCAACCUGUGCAGUUGGAGAAUCAAGUUGCUCAGUCACAACCUACAGUUAUUAAUAUCAAUGGUAAUUUAAUGCAAAUUGCUGGAACUACUCCAACAGCAACAGCAGCAUCUACAACUCCUGUUCAACCAAUUACCAGUCCAAAUACAGCAGCUACUCAGGCAGGAAACAUAGUCAUGAUGGUACCAGGAAGUAGUGGUCAAGCACAAUUCCAAAGGGUAGCAUUACCCAAUGCAGAAUUUCUUGAAGAAGAACCUCUUUAUGUAAAUGCGAAGCAAUACAGACGUAUAUUGAAACGUCGACAAGCUCGAGCGAAACUUGAAGCCGAGGGAAAAAUACCUAAAGAAAGACCAAAAUAUUUGCAUGAGUCGCGGCAUCGUCAUGCAAUGAAUAGAAUUCGAGGUGAAGGUGGACGUUUUCAUUCUGGUCAAGUAAAAAAACGAAGCAGAGCAAAUGCAAAUAAUAUUACUCAAAAUAUUACAACUUCAAGUAGUACAAAUACCAUCAGGACGAUUUCGCUGACAACGGCUAAUUCAAAUAUUCAACAUCAUAAUACGGAUAAUAUGACUCCAACUAUCAUUAUUGAGGGCACAGGAGCAUCCUUACCAGAUAUGAUUACAGAUAGUGGGAUAGUGACAUCAGACGGACGCUGAAUUUAGAGAUAAAUGAGCAAUAAGUGACAACACAUUUAUCUGGUGAUGUCAAAAUGCUAUUUAGUGCAUUUUGAACUGGCUUCAAGAAAUUAAAUUAAAAAUAUUUAUUUAUUGAACCAAAAUUUAGUUGGAAACUUUUUAAGUCACGUGUAACGUAAUGUAAAUAGUUGCAUAUAAAUAAUCGAUACAAUGAUAGUAAAAUAAACAUCAAAACAUUCUUUCGAUUAACAUUUUUAUAAUUCGAAAAAAAAACUAUCAAAACUGAAUUUAUUAAAAUAAUAGAAUUUCUAAUUAUACAUUCACGCAUAAAUUCAAAUGGAUAAGAUUCUAAGUUAAUAAUAAGAAUAAUUCCAAAUAUAAAUUUUUAAUAUAACCAAAAUAAAAUGAAAAUAUUUUUAAAUCAUCAUCAAAACUACUAUGUAAGAAAUGUAGUUCUAUUAAAGUAUAGGAAAAAGUUUAGAUAAUCGAAUUUUUUAAAUUGAUAAAAAAAGUACAAUAAAAAAAUUUUUCAAGCAUUCAAGAUUAGAUUGCUUUGCGAAACGAUAAGAGGUCUUGCCAUGACGAUUAAUUGUUCAAAAUACGUUUUCUUUUUGUUUUUCUUUAAUUUAUAUAAUUCACAUAAUUAAAUUAUAAACUGUACUUAUUAAGAUAUAUACAUUUUUGUACACAUUUUCUUAAUCAAAAAUUUCUAUUGAAGCGAAACACCUACGAUGAAUUAUAAUUUUAUGUUAAAUUUAGAUAAAAAAUGUGAAAUAUUAUAAAUAAUAGAUCAAUUACAUUUUCUUCACGUUUUUUAAGGCUGGUUAAUGAAAAAUAUGAUUUAUUAGGAAAAUGGUUGUUGUAAAUAAUUAUAGAAAAAGAAAGUGUAAUAUUUAAAAAAAAAUGAGAGAUUAUGUUUAAAUAUAUGAUUAUUAAGAUACAAGUUUCCAAGACAAAAAUUAUAGAUGAAUAUGUGAGAGAAAAGUAUGAAUCUGAAUGAGUAUGAAAUGUUAUAAUAGAUUUUUUAAAUAUUUCAAUGAGUUAAUACUGGUAUUUAAUUAUCUUUCUAUGUAUCAUUUUUUAUUAUGAAAGAAUUCUAGAAAAAUCAUCUAUAA
Messenger RNA from Chelonus insularis, 2373 nucleotides. RefSeq names its product nuclear factor Y-box A (gene Nf-YA). Gene Ontology annotation, cellular component: CCAAT-binding factor complex. Gene Ontology annotation, biological process: regulation of transcription by RNA polymerase II. Bases 383 to 1279 code for a protein of 298 amino acids. The transcript has 7 exons. Gene Ontology annotation, molecular function: DNA-binding transcription factor activity, RNA polymerase II-specific; DNA binding. The record is from RefSeq and is a predicted model, not a curated record. Lineage: Eukaryota; Metazoa; Arthropoda; Insecta; Hymenoptera; Braconidae.